GUCGGCCCCCCAAUUUGUUUCUUUCGCUUCUGUCAACCUGUUUUUUCCUAAUAUCUAAUCAUCUACACCCUUUGCCCCCGUGGCUGUGCGAAGAAUAUGUCCUUGGAGUAAGACCGCGUUAUGGUCGUGUGCCUCUCCGGCCGUUCUGUACUCCUUCGGAAGUUUGCGACCUCCUCUACUGGGAAGAAGGCUGGACUGAUGGAUCCCAUCUCUUUCACGGCGCCUGGCCGUCGUAAGACCGGUGCCAAAAAGUUUUCGACAUAUUCGAAGUCAUGGAAUCAAUAUCACAAGGAAAAUAACUACAACUAUGAUCAUAAAACAAAGGGUUCUUUCGGUUCGAGACUCCGCUUUGCCUUGCGGAACACCAAGGUGGAAUGGUAUCCUAUCCCGGUCGGACUAGGCAUCGGUCUUUUGGGGUUGUUGCAAUACUACAAGACACAACGGGCGGAAAGACGACGAAUAGAACAAGAGGCGUGGGAAGAAGCAUGGGAAUAUGGAAAGCCUCCUCCACGUCAAAGAAUAAGACCUAGCGGACCAUGGCAGGUUCAAAUCAUGUCGACGUUGCCUCUCAAGGCAAUCUCGCGACUAUGGGGACGCUUCAAUGAACUCGAACUCCCCUAUUAUCUUCGUGUCCCCGGCUUUAAGCUGUACUCCUGGGCCUUCGGUGUCAACUUGGACGAGGUGGGCGAGCCAGAUCUUCAUACCUACCCGAAUCUGGCAGCCUUCUUCUACCGCAAGUUGAAGCCGGGCGUCCGCCCUCUAGACCCUGACCCACGCGCCAUUCUAUCUCCCUCCGACGGUCGUAUUCUGCAAUUUGGCUUGAUUGAACGCGGUGAAGUGGAGCAAGUCAAGGGCGUAACGUACAGUUUGGAUGCACUUUUGGGUGCUGCGACCCCGGCCAACGCUGACCACAAAAAGAAAUUCACCGACCACUUCUUGGAACCUUCUCAGAAGGAUGCAGCAAACAUGGCAGCCGAUGAGGAGUUUGCUCAAAUGAAUGGCAUCUCCUACACGCUACCUACCCUUCUUGCGGGAGAACCUGGAGCCGCAGGAAAGAAACGAGCGGCAUCUAUCGAUGCUUCCACAACCUCAAGGCCCACCUCAGAGGCCAAGGUCAAGGCUGAUUUGGCUCUGGGCGAUGGUGCUCCAUGGUAUGCUCCCAAACCGAUGUCGAAUAACGCACUCUAUUAUGUGGUCAUCUAUCUCGCCCCAGGUGAUUAUCACCGAUUCCAUUCCCCGGUGCCAUGGGUUGUUGAGAGCCGUCGUCACUUUGCCGGAGAACUUUACUCUGUUUCCCCGUACCUGCAACGCCACCUCCCUGGUCUAUUCACUUUGAAUGAACGAGUAGCCUUCCUGGGUCGCUGGCGCUGGGGCUUUUUCAGUUACACCCCAGUGGGUGCCACCAACGUGGGAUCGAUCAAGGUCAAUUUUGACCGCGAGUUGCGCACCAACAGCCUCACAACCGACACUGCAGCUGACAUGGCUGCUCUCUUGGCCGCCAAGCGGGGUGAGCAGUACCCUGGCUUUGUCGAGGCAACUUAUCUCCAUGCCAGCAGGACACUGGGUGGACAUCCCCUCCAGCGUGGUGAGGAAAUGGGUGGAUUCCAACUGGGUAGCUCUAUCGUACUCGUCUUCGAGGCUCCUGUGGGAACUCGAAAGUCAUUCGAUGCCGGCUGGACAGGCGGCGAAAGAGAAGGCGGAUGGAACUGGUCCAUCGAGAAGGGCCAGCGUGUUAAGGUGGGUGAAAAGCUGGGAUUUGUGGAUGUUGAAGCUUAAAAAUUGGCCAUUUUGUUUAAUACGCGAAUCGGUUGGGACUUUCAACAAAUUCCCAGCUGAUAUUUGCUUUUCCCCUGUUCUUUGACAUUGCAAAGCCUAGGAGCAGUGGCUCUCGGUUUUCUUAUUCUGCACUGCUCAUACCAUACCAUCUCUUGUAUAUUUGCUAAAUAGAUCGUACGACACCCUAGCUCGAAUAAUAUCAACUAUUUUGUUUCUUUGCAGCUUCCUAUAAAUGAAC
This is a messenger RNA of Aspergillus wentii DTO 134E9, 2014 nucleotides long. RefSeq names its product phosphatidylserine decarboxylase 1. NCBI's taxonomy places the organism in Eukaryota, Fungi, Ascomycota, Eurotiomycetes, Eurotiales, Aspergillaceae. Gene Ontology annotation, cellular component: mitochondrion. Gene Ontology annotation, molecular function: phosphatidylserine decarboxylase activity. The transcript has a single exon. Gene Ontology annotation, biological process: phosphatidylethanolamine biosynthetic process. The coding region runs from base 121 to 1776 and encodes 551 amino acids. The record is from RefSeq and is a predicted model, not a curated record.